CUUUAAUAAUUGAAAAUAUGGUGACAGUUUCUUCGUCUAGCGGGUUCGAGAGAUUUAAGGACGAUGGACUACUGAUGUGGGUUAGAAGAUGGACAGAGCUUGACCAAAAUUCUGUGGAAACUCCUAGGAAGGCCUUAAUUUUUGUAAGUCAUGGACUAGGUGAACACAGUGGUUGGUAUGACGAGCUAGGAUGUUCACUAGCCGAAAUUGGAUUUUUGGUAUUCUCCCACGAUCAUGUUGGUCAUGGGAAAAGCCCUGGCAUCCCUAACCACAUUGAUGACUUUAAGGAAUACACUUCAAUUCUCUUUGACCACUGCAAUAUAAUGAAGAGGAAAUACCCGGAUUUACCGGUGUUUUUAUUUGGACAUUCUAUGGGAGGUGCUAUAGCAAUAAAAGCUGCUAUGGAAAAUGAAACCUUUUUCGCUGGUGUCAUCACCUCGGCUCCGUUCGUCAUUCCAAGCAAAGGCUUACCUUCAAAAGUAGAGCUGUUUUUCAUGAAGAAUGUAAUUGCAAGACUCUGUCCACAACGUAAACUUUUCUUUGUCGAUCCAAAAGAGAUUUCUCGUGAUCCCGACAUGAUAAAAAGCUUUGAAGAAGACGAUUUGAUUCAUCCGUUUUUCAAAGCUAGAUUUGGAGUUGCUUGGAUUAGUUGCUCAGAAAUAAUUACACAGAAUUUGGAAUCCAUUUCUUGGCCUUUUCUAGCAAUCCAUGGUGAUGCUGAUCCUAUAAGUGACGUCAAAUUCUCUCAAGAUAUGUUUCAAAAAGCCAAAAGUCUAGACAAAGAACUUAAGGUAUAUCCCGGAUUUCUCCAUGCGUCCCUUUACGAACCAGAAGAGGAUAGACAACUUGUUCUUAAGGAUAUUAAACAAUGGCUAGAGAAAAGAAUAUAAAAUACAAG
Messenger RNA from Saccostrea cuccullata (small rock oyster), 898 nucleotides. Its product is annotated as monoglyceride lipase-like. Gene Ontology annotation, molecular function: monoacylglycerol lipase activity. Gene Ontology annotation, cellular component: membrane. The coding region runs from base 18 to 890 and encodes 290 amino acids. The record is from RefSeq and is a predicted model, not a curated record. The transcript is spliced from 8 exons. Lineage: Eukaryota; Metazoa; Mollusca; Bivalvia; Ostreida; Ostreidae.